CUACAGGAUGCUAACAGUAACUGCAACCACGCAGACAACGAUGUCACUUCCUGUCCAGCUGAGGCCCCACCAGUGUUCAGCUUUGAAGGGACCCCUCAGAAAAACGAAUCUGUGGUUAUUCAAGGAAACAACAACAACCCGGCCACUGAGAAGCUGGAAAGAGUCCGCAAGUGGAGCAUCACCAGAUACAAGUGCGCAAGGCAGGCUCUUUCGGAGAAACUGGGUCGUGGUUCUCGGACCGUGGAUCUGGACCUGGAGCCUCGGCUGGAGCUUCUGAAGGACGACCGGCAGCGCUACGAUCACAUGACCAAGCUCGCUCAGACGCUGGCCAAUCAGCUCACUCAGUUCUCCGUUACCCAGAAGACACUGGGGGACGCCUUCGCCGAUCUCAGCGUCAAAACACCGACGCUGCACGUGGAGUUCGGUCUGAACGCCGAAGCUCAGAGGUUUCUGUCGAAGAGCAACGAGACGCUGACGACGGCCGUGAACGUUUUCACCUCCGACAUGAACACGCUGGUGAACAAAACCAUCGAGGACACCAUGAUCAACGCCAAGCAGUACGAGGCCGGCAGGAUCCAGUACGAUGCGUACCGUGUGGAUCUGGAGGAGCUGAACCUCGGACCCCGAGACCCCGAAACUCUUCCCAAACUGGAGCAGGCGCAGAGAGACUUCCAGAGCCAGAGGGAACAGUACCAGAGGAUCAGAGAGGACCUGUCCGUCAAAGUCAAGCUGCUGCAGGAGAACAAGGUGAAGGUCCUCCACCAGCAGCUGUUUCUGCUUCACACCGCCGUCGCCGCUCACAGUUUAUCGUGUCAGAAUUUCCUGCAAAAAAACGUCCAGCAGGUCAGUGAACGCCUCACGAGCCCAGCUGUCGACGCUCCGUCCUGGUUGGAGGAGAGUUGACGACACUAAAAAGAAUCAGCCUCGAGUUCGGAUGUUUUUGGGAUUAAUGGACUGAAGACGCUCGGUCAGGUUGGGUUUAUUUAUACAGGAAGUAGAGGUUGGGUUUGAUUUCAGGCGAGUGUUUGCUACAGUAAUGGGGAAGUUAAAUAGAUUAGAAGUUAAUUAAAUAUUAUAAAUGUUGACUGAGUUUAUUCAGGUUUAAAAAGGCUUGAAAAAUAUGUAAUUGUUAUUUUUUUCUGCUCUAAAAGUGUCUAAAAUCAUUAUUCUGGUAUUUUUCUAAAAUACAACAAAAUAAAAUAACGCUAAAAAUAUAUUUAAAUAAUCAGCAAAUCAGAGGUUAGUCAUCAAUUUAAAAAAAAAAAAAAGAUUACAGAAAAUGUAUCAGGAUUAUUAUUUAUGUCAUUGAUAAAAUAAAGUAAAAAAUAAGGGAAAUAAUGUAAAAUGAAAUAUCUAAUGACCAAAUAGGACUCCAUCCAUUUUGUCUGCAUCAUUAUUAUAUCCACCCGUUCUUCCCCAAACUGUAUUUCCAAUUCUUAUGUUUAUUUUUUCCACUUCAUAUAUUUCAUUCAAAGCUCCUUCCAUUUUGAGUUGAUUAAGUUAUAACCUUCAAUAUAUGAAAUGCUUGCUACAAGGAAUGAGUGAGAUGUCUCUAAUUUCCCAAUCAGUCGGCUAAUAAUUGGGUUUUUAUCUAGAGACAUAUUUGAUAUAAUAGAUAUGAACCCGACGCCUCUAGACGAAUUGUUUGUGUACUUCAUAUAUUUUUCCACAGACUUGCAGUUUUCUGAACUCUGUCUCCGUGUGUUUGGAGUAAAUCUAUAAUCCUGAGCGGCACUAAGCUUUCCUUUGAACUCCAAAUCCUCCGCAGUCAGAAACUCUCAGCCUCUGAAACGGCUGGAAAACAUUUCUACCGCUUCCUGUGGAUCAAAAACUGCUCAUUCAUAACCGGAAGCUAUUUCACUAAAAAGCUCAGAAUCUGGUUCAUCUGAGAGCCGGUGCUUUGUUCUGGGUCAGAGAUUAGAUGUGACGUAAAAGAAGCGAGUCUAUCGGUCCAUGCUCAACAAAGAGAGGUGCGGGAAUGAGUCCUAAAACCCUCAAAUUAGUCAGCAUACCAGGUUGUAAAAUGCUGAAAUUAGUCAUCAAAAAUAAGUCCUUAAACCCUGAAAUGAGUCGGCAUAAUGAGUCUUAAAACCCGGAAAUAUAUAAGCCGGCAAAAUGAGUCCUAAUACCCUGAAACGAAUCAGCUUAAUCAGCCCUAAAACCCGAUCUUCUUCUUGGUAAACUCACGAGAGGUGGAUACAGCACCAAGGGGAUCAAACAAAGGGGAUCAAACAAAGGGGAUCAAACAAAGGGGAUCAAACAAAGGGGGAUCAAACAAGGACCGAAGCAAACUAUAUAACUAUGUAAUAUACUUGAUUCUUUUUCAUUAUCAAAUGACCUUGUCCGUCCAGACGCACAUUUAAAACACGUUCUGCUGUUAUAUUCCAGUUUGAAGACGGCUGACGUACUUUUCAACAGGUGUAUUCCUUUGCCGGUUCAGUGGGGUUUAUUUGGGAGGAAAGCCGACUGACCAAUAUUUCCCUUCAACAAACGACGCAUGCAAAAACCACGCCUUUUUAAAUCCAGAUAUUUAGUGGAAAAUACUGAAUAAUUCUUCCACCUUUUUCUGUGUUUUUCUCGAGACCAAAAACACCUUUUUGAUUUACGUUGCGUUUUAAGGCGCUGUUGUAUUUAAUUGCAUCAUGAUGUCAUUAUUAUGUAUAUUUCUUUGCACACUAUCCAAAGCUAAAUCUGCCUGAAAUACUUCCUGUGAAUUCCCUCUUUGUUAGCGUGUAUAAUAAAUGUGUUUUUUGUUUGUGUGUCAACAACAAUAACUAUGCAAUGUUUGUGCAAAAGUCUUGCCUUAAAAUGUUAUUUGUUUUCCGAUGAGUGCGUCUCCUCGACCCACUUCAUUUGAAACAUCACGUUAGAGGUGAAUCCCAGCGACCUGUGAGGGGAAGUUUGGGGUUUUCCAGCCUCAGACUCAGAGCUGCUGUCCAGACUUUCCUCCAACACACUGAUCAGAAUACAGAUUUAAGAAAGCCCAUCCAAACGGAACAGACCAAAGGGUUCAAAGGGGAUUUCUGUGUGUGUUUGUUGGACGUAUAAAUGUUUAAAAAAGGACCAAAAUGUAAAUGAACUGUUUUUCUCUUGUGUGUAAUGUCAACCGAAUAAAUCUAUUUAAAGCAAACAAACUGUGGAACUGUUUAAAUACGACCAACGAGUAGAGUGAGUUUCAUAACGAUGAUGAAUCUUCUUGUGUUUUGGGAUUUCAGGUGAUUUCCACGUUUG
Notothenia coriiceps (black rockcod) is the source of this 3231-nucleotide messenger RNA. Its product is annotated as arfaptin-1-like. Lineage: Eukaryota; Metazoa; Chordata; Actinopteri; Perciformes; Nototheniidae. Gene Ontology annotation, biological process: regulation of Arp2/3 complex-mediated actin nucleation; intracellular protein transport. Gene Ontology annotation, molecular function: phospholipid binding; protein domain specific binding. The annotation marks the transcript as partial. The record is from RefSeq and is a predicted model, not a curated record. Gene Ontology annotation, cellular component: trans-Golgi network membrane. The transcript is spliced from 6 exons.